This is a messenger RNA of Glarea lozoyensis ATCC 20868, 2379 nucleotides long. RefSeq names its product Six-hairpin glycosidase. The record is from RefSeq and is a predicted model, not a curated record. The transcript is spliced from 2 exons. Gene Ontology annotation, biological process: carbohydrate metabolic process. Lineage: Eukaryota; Fungi; Ascomycota; Leotiomycetes; Helotiales; Helotiaceae. Bases 1 to 2379 code for a protein of 792 amino acids.
AUGUUUUUCAUUGGGUCUAUUUCUUUGCUCUUUGCACUGAUCUACUGUUCCAUUCCAGUCGCGUCGCAACAAGUUGUUGAUUACGACGCCUUACCUUCCGACACCAUCUUUCCUGGUCCAUGGGAAAGCAACAUUCGAGCACCAUUGAACAAAUCCCAUAUUGUCCCUUCAAAGAUCUUCAACUUUGAAGGUGCUGUCUCAGGUCAGGAGAGUAUUCUGCAAGAUGCGGAUGCUGCAAGUGGGAUUUCGUGGGUAAUUCGCACUGGUGGACUUAUUACCUUUGAGUUCGAGGAGAAUAUUUCUGGACGUGUGUGCUUCGACGUCGAUUCAGUAAAGAAUGAUCCCUACCUUGUCCUUGCUUAUUCUGAAUCUCCCUUCUUUGCGGGCAGAGAACCGGAUGCUACGAAUGAUCAGCUAGCUCGAGACCUACCAUUACUAUUUCCUAUAACACAUACUGGAGUGAACUGCGUUGCGCCUGGAUAUAAUAGAGGUGGCUAUAAAUACUUGACCGUAUAUGUUCCCGAAAAUGAUAUCCCGACCGAGGGUGGCUUCUGGCAUGAAGGAUUGAAGAUUCCAACGAGAGCAUUGGAAAAGAAGACAGAGCCAUGGUACUCCUCAAUUGGUCAGAAAAUUUUAAACUGGCAGGAGCCAGUGUUGGACUCGAAGAAUAAAUCUCAAAUAGAAGUUUCCAUUUCAGCAGUGUGGGUCAACUGUACCGCCUUUCCAUCUCACCCAAAUGGCAGGGCAUAUACUGGUUAUUUCGAUAGCUCAUCGACUCUUCUGAACCGCGUCUGGUAUGCAGGUGCAUGGACUUUGCAACUUUCGACCCUGGAUCCACAAGAAGGCGGAUCCAUCAUUGAGUUUAAUCGGCGGUUCGACCAUAACACUGCACCAGUAGGAGCGUGGUACUCGAAUUAUACCAUAGCUAAUGGCUCUGUAGUCACAACCGAUGGAGCGAAGCGAGAUCGCAUGGUCUGGCCUGGUGAUAUGACAAUUGCGGUUCCAGGCAUAGCUGUAACAACAUACGACAUGCUUGCAAUACGUAAUGCGCUAAACACUAUUUAUGAUCAUCAGUAUAGUGAUGGUGGUAUGCCAUACGCAGGUCCUCCGAUGGGUGCGCUUCACGAGUUUAGCGAUACCUAUCAUCUACAUACAUUGAUUGGAACGUACGAGUACGUCCUCUACAGUGGUGAUCUUGCCUGGCUUAAGGAGAGGUGGUCCUGGUAUAAACUAGCUCUCGAUAUUAGCAUUGCAAAGGUUGAUAAUCUCAACCUGCUGCAUGUCACCUCAAUAUUUGAUUGGAUUCGCCCAGGAAUGGGCGGACACAACGUGGAGGCAUCAUCUAUCCUGUAUGAGGUACUUGGAAAUAGUAUCAAAUUGGCAGAAUGGGUGGGCGACAAGAAGACGGAGACAAGUGGAGAGCAGUGGGCGGCUACAAAAACGAGGCUAGCUAAAGGGAUUGCCACGAUGUAUUGCCCUGCUGAUACUCUCUUUUCGGACAACAUAGAAGAGCGCUCAUGCACAGCACCUGGAAAGGUUACACCGCAAGACGGAAACAGCUGGGCGCUAAUCUCGAAAGCUACUACAGGUGUACAAGCACACAAUGUCUCGGAAAGCCUUAGGAAACGUUGGAUUAAGUACGGAGCUCCUGCUGUCGAGUUCCCCAACGUCAUAUCCCCCUUUGCUUCAUCGUUCGAACUCCUUGGCCAUGCUUCGGCUGGGAAUCACGAUGCAGCAGUUGAGCUUAUGGAGCUGAUGUGGGGAUAUAUGCUUGAUGGGCCUGGUAUGACCAACUCGACAUUGAUCGAGGGGUAUCGCAUUGAUGGUUACGUUCAUUAUCCCGCAUAUUGGUCCGCUGCCAGAAACUCGCACGCCCAUGGCUGGUCGGCCGGACCUACCACCGUGCUAAGCCAGGGAAUACUGGGUAUUGAGUUACUCUCUCCACUCGGCAAGACUUGGAAAAUUGAACCCCAUCUUACAAAAUGGCUCAGUUACGCUCGUGGAGGCUUUGCGACCAAGCUUGGCAAGUUUGAAGUAUCAACAACGCGUCUAAUUCGUGUGUCUGAUGGUCGAAAGGUAGAAGGUUUGAAUGUGACAAUACCAAGUGGAACAUCCGGCAUAAUUAAAUGGCACGAUCUGGAGCAAGUUAUCACAUCGCAUACUGCUCAGACUCUGUCAUUCCUACAAGAGGCUCGGUUAUCUGAUGAUGAUGAUGUUCGCACAACUCAAGUUCAUAACUUCAAUUGGUCGGAUUAUGUACAUGAUGAUUCCUGGGUCAGACCAACUGUAGAAGAGAGGCCAGAAGCAGUCGUUGACUGGGAGGCUUUGGAAGAAAACUAUCAUCUUAACGAUAAAAAGUAUGUUUCUUUGAGAAAGUAG